Messenger RNA from Mesitornis unicolor (brown roatelo), 633 nucleotides. RefSeq names its product A-kinase anchor protein 13-like. The transcript has 3 exons. NCBI's taxonomy places the organism in Eukaryota, Metazoa, Chordata, Aves, Mesitornithiformes, Mesitornithidae. Gene Ontology annotation, cellular component: actin cytoskeleton; membrane. Gene Ontology annotation, biological process: regulation of Rho protein signal transduction; positive regulation of canonical NF-kappaB signal transduction; adrenergic receptor signaling pathway. Gene Ontology annotation, molecular function: MAP kinase scaffold activity. The record is from RefSeq and is a predicted model, not a curated record. The annotation marks the transcript as partial.
GGUGACUCAGUUAUUACAGUGCAGCUGACUGAAGAAGAUAAAGUUGAAGAUGAUGUAGUCUUUUACUUGGUCUUCACUGGGUCAACUGUCCGACACUGCACAAGCACAAGAAAGAUUGAUCCUGGGAGCCUGGAGACAAUUUCUCCUGGCCAUGACUGCUGUGAGACAGUGAAGGUGGCACUUUGUGCCUCUCGAGAAGGUCACUCUGUCCUGGUUGUGGCAGAAGAGAGCUUCCAGUUUGUCCAGGAUGAAGCCUAUGAUGCCGCCCAGUUCCUGGCCACCUGCGCUGGCAACCAGCAGGUACUAAAUUUCACCCGGUUCUUGAACCGGUCAGGACCACCUGCUGCCGACGUGGACUUUUUGGAUGAGAAAGUGUCUUUGGCAUUUCGACACCUGAAACUGCCGGCAGAAUGGAACGUGCUGGGAGCGGACCAGUCCCUGACCGAGAACAUCCCUCGGGAAACGCUGAUGCAUUUUGCGGUGAGGCUGGGGCUGCUGCGUCUGACGUGGUUUCUGCUCCAGCAGCCGGGUGGAAGAGGAGCUCUCAGCAUCCACAACAGCCAAGGGGCAACGCCUGUGAGCUUGGCCUUGGAGAGGGGCUACCAGAAGCUGCACCGGCUUUUGACUGAGUAA